Molecule: messenger RNA, 465 nt
Organism: Pteropus alecto (black flying fox)
Lineage: Eukaryota; Metazoa; Chordata; Mammalia; Chiroptera; Pteropodidae
Gene: GTSF1L
Product: gametocyte specific factor 1 like
Exons: 1
Coding region: 1-465 (154 amino acids)
Source: RefSeq, a predicted model, not a curated record
AUGGAGCCAGAAGCCUUAAAAAGUUGCCCUUACAACCCUCACCACCGCAUCCCACUCAGCAGAUUUCAAUACCACCUGGCAUCAUGCAGGAAGAAGAACCCCAAGAAAGCUAAAAAGAUGGCCAGCUGCAAAUACAACGCUUGCCACGUGGUCCCCAUCAAAAAGCUGGAGGAACACGAGGCGGCCUGUGUCAACAGAAGCACAGUGGAGGAAGAAGACAUCUUGAGCCCUCUGAAAGUCAGCCUUCCGAGUCCAGAGAAGAAUGGAAGUGCCCCUCCAGUGUCCCCCUGGGUCCCCAAUCCUGAUGUCUGGAAUGUUGAUGGCACUAACAGCCACCCCAUGUUCGUCCUUAAGACUUUUAUUCCCCAAAAGCUUGUUUGUGAAAGCGACGUACGAGAGUCAGAGAGAGAGGACCACCCCCGAUCCCCAACCACCUCCCUGAAGAUCCUCCGACCAGGAGAGUAA